GAGUGUUUUGUCCGCAGCCAUGGAAGAGAACGGAUUUUCUCCUCGGAUUCGGAUCGAAGAGAAGUAAAAGGACAAAAAGGAUCACCGGUCUGCUGCGCGGGGCUAGAAAUAGUUUGCAGCACCCGGCCGACUUCUAGAUGUUCGAGAAGGCACUUCGAAUGCAGAGUUUGUUGGAAUUCUUCACUUUUGCCGCACAUGAUGAUGAUGGAAGUAGUUUCGGAAUGCCCGACUCACGUCUUAUUGAUUCUUUUGUCAGUCCUCGGUCCGCCGUCUACCACAUCAGCCAUUCAUAAAUAGCAAAGUCCUCUCACCUCUGUGCGAGGCCAGCUGUAUCUGCAGAUUUAUCCGCUACUCCUGGAUCUCUGGAGUUUUUACAGCCCCGAAUGUUUUAUUUGUAAACUGGUCGGCUUCAAUUUGACACUUUUUCCACCGUGCAACUUCAGAUUUUUCUUUUAUUUUUUUAAAUUUUUUUUGUCGAUGACCCUCGACAGCCUUAACCACUCCCCACUUCUUACGACUUUCUUUAAAAUGGGAGAAGACAGUGAAUUACUGGGAGCAUCCGAGUUUAUAAAAGAUCGCCUGUACUUCGCGACUCUGAGGAGCAGGCCGAAGAGCACGGCGAACACGCACUACUUCUGCACGGAUGAUGAGUUCGUCUACGAGAACUUUUAUGCAGAUUUUGGUCCACUCAACUUGGCCAUGCUGUACAGAUACUGCUGUAAACUCAACAAAAAGCUGAAGUCCUUCACAUUGACCAGAAAGAGGAUUGUUCACUACACCAGCUUUGAUCAGAGGAAGAGGUCAAAUGCUGCUGUUUUAAUUGGUGCCUACGCUGUCAUCUACCUGAAGAAGACCCCAGAGGAAGCCUACAGAGCCCUCAUCUCUGGGUCCAAUGCAUCCUACCUGCCAUUCAGAGAUGCCUCCUUUGGAAAUUGUACAUACAACUUAACCAUUCUUGACUGUUUGCAAGGUAUCUGCAAGGCCCUGCAGCAUGGUUUCUUUGACUUUGAGACAUUUGAUGUGGAAGAAUACGAGCAUUAUGAGAGGGUGGAGAACGGAGAUUUCAACUGGAUUGUUCCUGGGAAGUUCCUGGCUUUCAGUGGGCCACAUCCAAAAAGUAAAAUAGAGAACGGCUACCCUCUACAUGCGCCCGAGGCCUACUUCCCCUACUUCCGCAAGCACAACGUCACCACCAUAGUGCGGCUCAACAAGAAGAUCUAUGAUGCCAAGCGCUUCACCGAUGCUGGUUUCAACCACUAUGACCUGUUCUUUGUAGAUGGCAGCACGCCCAGUGAUGCUAUCACCCGCCGAUUCCUGCACAUAUGUGAGAGCGCAAGCGGUGCCAUUGCAGUCCAUUGCAAGGCGGGGCUGGGCCGUACAGGGACGCUGAUUGGCUGCUACCUGAUGAAGCACUACCGCUUCACUGCGGCCGAGGCCAUCGCCUGGAUCCGCAUUUGCAGGCCAGGCUCUAUCAUCGGUCCCCAGCAGCACUUCCUGGAGGAGAAGCAGGCAAGCCUCUGGGUGGAGGGGGACAUCCAGCGCUCCAAGCACAAGCAGCGGGAUCUAGAGGACCGCGGUGUAUCGCGUCUCAUCUCCAACAUGGAUAACUUGACUGUCAGCAGCGCUGCGUUCACAUCACCAAACAAUGAUCGUAUGGAGGAGGAUGACUACAGUGAAAACGGUGUGACUCUGACUCAGGGAGACAAGCUGCGAGCCUUGAAGGUCAGGAGGCAGCCCAGGUCUACCACAACUGGAGCUUUUAGGUUGGAAGACAUGAAAAUGCACACUAGGUCCUCAUCACAGCCGUUCAGCAGGAUGAACCCAGCUGUAAGCAGUCAAGGCUCCAUAUCUCCCAUGAAAUCAUCCAAGGUCCUGUCCUCUGCAUCCACAUCUAGCGCCACCUCUGCAAAAAGGAUGAACCACAGCUCCUCCUCCUCGGCUUCCAACCUGAAGAGCUUCUCCACGAGCUCCAGGUUAGCCAGCUCCUUGGGCAACCUGUACGCCGCGGAAGAUGAGGCCAACAAUGCUAAGGGGCCGGCGACACUGGCCUUGCCUUCAUUUUCGCCCUCCUCCCCUCCUUCCACCAGUCCCCUGCCUCGGACCGGCCACGGCUACACCACCACCAGUGGCCCAGUUGUGCCGCCUGCCUGCAAUUUCCACUUCGAGGUCAAUAACAACACCCAGUAUAACUGUUCUCCAGUCCCGCUGGCUGCUCCAAGUGGCCCCGUCAAGGCCACAGCUUUCAAUCGUAACCACAGCGCUGCACUUGGCCACCCAGGGAGGUCAGGUUCAGAUGAAUUAGCGCGCUACAGAUCGCCGAUGUACUCUGGGCUAACAGCCCCUACUUCACGCUACCUCAGCCGGUCCAUUCCUGUAAGUGUGCACUCCUGUCCAACAGCAGCAGCUUUGUCAUUUUAAAAAUGUUUCAACUAAUUGUCUUCAGUCCUCUUCAUUAAGCCCUCUGCGUUUACUAUAUUUAGACUAAAGCAUCUAGUGGAACUUCUGUUGCCAGUAUCUGUCGUUUUUUAAUUUGUUGCCAUCCUAAAUGCCUGCAGAUCUCAUUCUUUGGGCUCCUGCUAUAUGCAUCACUGUGAGCACAUGCUGGAUCUUCCACAAACCUUUGUCAGCUGUCAAUAGCCAGAACUUGCGGGACUUAAUUACACUUCCUACCCCUUGGACACUUUUUUUUAAUUUAAUGAGAAAAAUAUAUAUAUUAUUUUUAAAUUUUCCCCCCUCCUACUGACAUUGUGUGUUGUAUGUUUUUAUACAUACUCUGCUACAGGAACAAGAUUUUAAGGCAAAUCCUUGGUACUAAAAAAAAAACAAAUCUGUUCAACAGAAAUAUAGGGUCCUCUGCAUCAUGGGCCUGUUAGAAGUGUUCCUGUGUUUAUUGCUGAUUUUCCUUCCUAUCUCAUACUGCUUUUUUCACUUAAACCUUAUUCUGGCUCUAACAUUGAAAGCUACUAACAUGUCUUAAAAUGCUGCUGUUGGGCAUGUAGGGCUUAGAUGCCAAAAAGAGUAGCUUUUUCCUUUUUGCAUGUGAAGACUCUUCUAUGUUGAUAUUUGAAGUGGGAAGUCGGUAGAUGCAUCUCAAAGAUGUUAAAUGUCAAAAUGCAAGUGAAAUUAUUUGUGCUUUGCUGCAGGCUGCUCCUAUAGAGGCACUUAACCUAAUCAUAUGACCAGUCAGUAGUUGUUCUUUGGGAGAGUGAGUAUGCCAUCACUGUCACGUCACUGCAAGAACUACUGAGCCAUGGGGACUUAAACUUCAGAGUCCUUCUUUAUAUUGUUAAAUUUAACUCCAUAUCUGCUUUUCCAAAAGCUGCACAUUCCCUUACAGGGAAUGUUCUCCUGAACCCUUGACAUUUGCCUUAAGACUUUAACCGGAUGUGAUAUUCAUGAAUUUGAAAUAAAAACAGCUGUUUUAUUUCAGCUGCUGUUUUGACUGAGGACUCACUUAAAAGCCAAACACUUUCCUUCCACAAUGCAGACAAAAGGUCAAAAAUAAUAACCUUAGGGAAUAAAAUGGAAUAAGCAGUACUGCAGCUCACUGGGCGCUAAAAGAAUGACUAGGAUGUGAAAAUGCCUGUAAUACGCUUCUUGUACAUCACCUAGAUGUAGUAUGCAUUUACUUACAGUAGAGUAUAUCAGUGGAGCGUUUUGUUAUUUUUGAGGAUUCUGUGGUCAGAGAAGCAAGUUGGCCCGGACACACGAGUGUGCUUUUCUCUCUCACUGGAGAGCUGUUCACUUGGCCUUUAUAGUGAACGCCAACGCCAGUUACAUAACUGAAUGGCUGAAGAUAAGCUCACAGUGAGAGAAGUGUGUAGAGUUGCUCUAGUCCUUCCUUCAUUCUUUCCUUCCUUCCUUUAAGAAUUGUUUCCCCACACCAUUCACCCUUCUUCAUUACCUCUGUGAUGUCCCACUAAUGCCCACAACAGAUUGUAUCCUGGACAGUUUUGGGGAAUUUGUAUGGUUUCCCUAUUCAGGCACUUCUCUCUUAUUCAUUGUAUUCUUAUUUGGAUAUAGUGGCAUUUGUAAUAAGCCGUGUUAAUGUUUUCUUUAUGAAUUUGUUUUAUUGUGAAAGACAAGGCAUUUUUACAUAAUCUUUUAUUCUCAAAAAAUGUUUACGUGAUCAGGCAUGUAGGUAGCUGUAUUUUAAUCUUCACCUUAUCUCUCUUCUUUUAGUCCCUUCAGUCUGAAUAUGUUCAGUACUAAGGCGGCCCUGCUGCACUGAAGACCAUAGUCUCACUCCCUUCCACAGAGGAGACUCCUACGCAGGUCUCAAAGACUGGAGUCUGCCACCAACUGCUUCUUAAGACUGGAAAGAGGAAGAAAGAAAGA
This is a messenger RNA of Scleropages formosus (Asian bonytongue), 4338 nucleotides long. It is a transcript of the gene cdc14ab, whose product is annotated as cell division cycle 14Ab. The transcript is spliced from 15 exons. The record is from RefSeq and is a predicted model, not a curated record. NCBI's taxonomy places the organism in Eukaryota, Metazoa, Chordata, Actinopteri, Osteoglossiformes, Osteoglossidae. The coding region runs from base 478 to 2418 and encodes 646 amino acids. Gene Ontology annotation, biological process: protein dephosphorylation.